UCUGCCAUCUCGACGUGACGCCUGUUCCUCCUUGACUCCACCCCGCCGAGGCACAGUCCGCAGGACCUGCACGUCGACCAUACGGCAUGCCCCCUCGCAUACCUCUUCCUGUAUGCCCCAUAGGAUCCGGUCGAUACAUCCCAACAUAGUAACUGGGUAAAUUGCACUUCGGUACCUGAAUCGGGAAUUCCAUCUGACGCCCGGCUACAUCUACCUGGAUCCACCCGCUUGGAGGUUUAUCUGACAGUCUUCUUAUACUAAGGGUGCCGCCACCAAGACCUGUCUCGCUGCAUUGUGUUAUACUCAACGGCCAAGCUCCGUCUCAUCACAACACAACCUCAGCCAAGAUGCACGGCAUUACAGAAACGAUACUAGAGACGUUCGCACAGCACUGGCUCUCAAUAGGCCUGUCACUUAUUGUAGCCUGGCUGGUAAAGAACCGCUAUAACAAUGGCCUCAACAAGUAUCCCGGACCUUUCCUGGCCUCAUUAACAGACUGGUGGCGCUUCUUCGAUGUGAAGGGAUGCCGUCCAGAAGUCACACAUCAAAAGUUGCACGCAAAAUAUGGUGACGUCGUCCGUCUCGGACCCAACACUCUUUCUUUUGCCGACCCGGCCGCUCUGAAGAGCAUCUACGGCCUGAACAAGGGCUUCGUAAAGUCCGACUUUUACAUCGUCCAACAGUCUAUUGCCAAGGGCUUCAGGCUCGAGUCCCUUUUCAGCACGACGAACAAUGACUUCCACUCUCAGUUCCGCCGCUGCGUCAACUCGGCGUUCUCCAUGUCCGCCUUGGUUCAGUAUGAGCCCUUUGUCGACAACACGACGAAGCUCUUUCUCUCUCAGACGGAGAAGCUUUUUGCUGGAAACCCCGAGGGAUGUGACUUCACCACGUGGUUGCAGUUUUACGCAUUCGACGUUAUUGGAGAGAUCACCUACAGCAAGCGCCACGGCUUCAUCGAGAAGAAUGAGGACAUUGAUGGAAUUGUGGCCUACCUGGGCAAGCUGUUCCUCUACGUCGCACCGAUUGGCCAAAUCCCCUUCCUCGAUCUCCUGCUCCUCAAGAACCCAAUCUACCUGAAGCUCUCCCAAUGGGGCUUCAUCGACGCCACCUUCCCCGUAGCCCGCUUCGCCCGCGACCGCAUGGCUGAGCGCCUCCCCGAGCUCGACGGCAAGGAACCCCUCCUCCCCGUCACCUCGGGCAAGAAGCUCGCCGAGCAGCCCGACCUCCUCUCCAAGUUCCUGGCCGCACGCGAGGCCCGCCCCGAGUUCAUGUCCGACAUCCUCGUCCAGACCAUGGCCGUCAGCAUGGCCUUUGCCGGCUCCGAGACCACCGCCAUCAGCCUUGCUGCCGUCUUCUACUACCUCCUCCGGACCCCGACGGCGCUGGCGCGGUUGAGGGACGAGCUGGAUACGUUUGCGAGGGAGGGCGGCUUCAGUGAUAACGAGACGGGACUGGUGACGUGGACCGAGAGCCAGAAGCUCGUGUACCUCGACGCCUGUAUCAAGGAGGCCUUCCGCAUGCACCCGGCUGCCGGUCUGCCCCUCGAGCGCAUCGUCCCCGACCAGGGCGCCGAGAUUGCGGGCCACUUCGUCAAGGGCGGCACGAUUGUGGGCUGCAGCGCGUGGAUUAUUCACCGCCGACCAGAGAUUUGGGGUGACGAUGUCGAUACCUACCGCCCCGAGCGUUGGUUGCCGGAGGAGGGCAAGGAUGCCGCGGCUGAGGAGAAGAGGAUCAAGGAGAUGAACGGGCACAUGUUCCAGUUUGGCAUGGGUAGCCGGACGUGUAUCGGGAAGAACAUUAGUCUGUUGGAGAUCUACAAGGUCAUCCCGAGCUUGCUCAGGAGAUUCGACAUUUCCUUCAAGGACCCGAGCCAAGAGUGGGAGCUCGUCAACGCGUGGUUCGUCAAGCAGAACAACUUCCAGGCCAAGUUUUACAGGAGGGAUAUCAUUACCAAGGACAGUGUCAACGAAAAGGUUGAGUCAUAGAGACUACAUGAGGUGUUGUUGUAGAUGGGCCAUGGUUGACGAGAUUGAUGACGUGGAUGAAUACUAUAGAAGUAAAAUAAAAAAAAACCAGAAUUGUUCAUACCAUAUUAUUUCUGACAUGCACCUGCAUCUGCACCAUCUCGUGGGGGUCUUCUUUUUUACAGGAUAUAUUUCGGCAACAGGUCUUGUUCUGCCAAGAACAAGCAGCGGAGACCUAACCCAACUCCCUUCUUACACAUCUUAUAUACACUAUUUCACAUCUGAUAGGCCCCUCCUCCUUUUAUGUAAAUGCAAUCUGCGAACAGGAUAUCUUUCGGCAACAGGUAUAUAUGCGUCUACCUUGACGCCCAAGCAAAAAAGACAAAAAAUGAAGUUGGCAAAAUCCACAAAAAAAAAAAAAAAGAGUGGU
Messenger RNA from Colletotrichum acutatum, 2394 nucleotides. Its product is annotated as cytochrome P450. The record is from RefSeq and is a predicted model, not a curated record. Bases 348 to 1985 code for a protein of 545 amino acids. Gene Ontology annotation, molecular function: iron ion binding; heme binding; oxidoreductase activity, acting on paired donors, with incorporation or reduction of molecular oxygen. The transcript is spliced from 4 exons. Lineage: Eukaryota; Fungi; Ascomycota; Sordariomycetes; Glomerellales; Glomerellaceae.